AUGUUCAUUCUGAAUGAUAUGCAGGAUAUAAGUAGUGGUGAUGGUGGACUAUACGCUGAACUGCUCCAAAAUCGUGCCUUCCAACAGGUCACACCAAACACCGCAGCAUCUUUGAAUGCAUGGAGCGCCAUCAAUGGAGGGCAGAUAUCCGUUGUAGCUGACUCCGUUCCGGUGUCGAACUCCCUCCCGAACUCCCUUAGGUUCACUGUACCUGCGGGGCGCACAGGUCAAGUUGGAUUCGCCAACUCUGGUUUCUUUGGUAUGAAAAUCGUAGCCUCGUCGACUUACAAAGGUUCUUUCUUCGUUAAAUUCCCGACUGCCUCGUCUUUCACGGGCAACCUGAUUGUCGGGUUACGAACCACCAGUGGGAGCACCAUCGUCUCUCAAACAGUUCCUAUUCGUGGUGCUUCGACAAGCUGGCAACAGAUCAGCGUGUCGUUGACCCCGAGGACGCCGCCGCCAUCUACUGACAACCAAUUCUUUGUGACGAUCGAUGGGGCUGCUGCUAGCGGACAAACCAUUAAUUUCGCCAUGUUCUCCCUAUUCCCGCCGACCUUCAAGAACCGAGCGAAUGGCAUGCGCGAUGAUAUUGCUACGGCACUGGCUGAGAUGAAGCCCAAAUUCUUCCGAUUCCCUGGCGGCAACAAUCUGGUGAGAUCUCUUGGACAAACCGUGCCUACUCGAUGGCAAUGGAAUGCCACUAUUGGAAGUCUACUUGACAGGCCUGUACGCCCACGGUUGUGUUAUUCCCAAAGACACGAUGUAACUAAUGUAUUCUUCAGUGGUUUGGGCUUGUUGGAAUACCUCUUGUUCUGUGAAGACCUCGGGAUGGAACCCAUCAUGGCAGUGUGGGCAGGGUUCGCUCUCGGCGGCACCAGCGUGGCCCAAAACGGCCUUCAGCCGUAUAUUCAACAAGCAAUUGAUCAGAUCAACUUCGCGAUUGGUGAUCCUGCCACCAGUGCUCCCGCCGCGCGCCGUGCUGCGUUAGGUAGGGCGCAACCAUUCAAGCUUACUUAUGUGGAAAUCGGAAACGAGGAUUUCUUCGCAAGCGACACUUACACCUACCGAUGGCCCGCUUUUGUCAACGCGCUGAGGGGUGCAUUCCCUAAUCUCAAAUUUAUCGCUACCUCCAACAUCAACUCCCCGGUCUUGUCACCCAACCCUGCACAGUGGGACCAUCACGUGUACCAAACGCCAACGUGGUUCGCGCAGAACUCGUUCUUCUACGAUGAUAUGCCACGCAAUGGAAUCACCUUCUUCGAGGGUGAAUAUGCUGCCAUAUCCACGAACCCCAACGACAUCUUUGGAUCGCCUGCAAACGGUCGCCUAACUUUCUCUACCAUGCAGAGUGCGUCCGGUGAAGCUGCAUACAUGAUUGGGAUGGAGCGCAAUUCCGACAUCGUGUUUGCUGCUUCCUAUGCUCCUUUGUUGGGACACGUCGCCGGUUCACAAUGGACUCCUAAUCUCAUCGCAUUUGAUACCGGUAAUGUUUACCGUUCGGCCAGCUACUUCGUGCAGAAGCUUUUCAGCACGAAUAUGGGCAAUGAAUAUAUCCCGAGCACGUUGCCAUCGCGUACCGGAACUGCCUUCUGGGGUGUUACCCGAAACACUGCGACUGGUGAAAUAAUCAUCAAGGUCUCCAACACCGUUGCCGCACAGACCAACCUGACUUUUGUUCUUCCAUUCGCCAACGUUGCUACGUCCGGUAGCCUGCAAGUCCUGACCGGUGCCGCCACCGCCAGCAACUCCCCCACUACGCCCUCGGCUCUCGCGCCUGCUACGAGGACGAUCACCACAGGCAAGACCUUCACGUUCGCCGCAGCAGGGUUCAGUGUGAACGUCAUCACUAUCAAGGCGUCGUAG
This is a messenger RNA of Pleurotus ostreatus (oyster mushroom), 1863 nucleotides long. RefSeq lists its product as uncharacterized. The transcript has 21 exons. Gene Ontology annotation, biological process: L-arabinose metabolic process. NCBI's taxonomy places the organism in Eukaryota, Fungi, Basidiomycota, Agaricomycetes, Agaricales, Pleurotaceae. The record is from RefSeq and is a predicted model, not a curated record. The coding region runs from base 1 to 1863 and encodes 620 amino acids. Gene Ontology annotation, molecular function: alpha-L-arabinofuranosidase activity.